Molecule: messenger RNA, 1599 nt
Organism: Coccinella septempunctata (seven-spotted ladybird)
Lineage: Eukaryota; Metazoa; Arthropoda; Insecta; Coleoptera; Coccinellidae
Exons: 3
Coding region: 637-1149 (170 amino acids)
Source: RefSeq, a predicted model, not a curated record
CACUAAGACGUCAUUCUGACGUCAUAAUAUAGGUGAACCAGACGUCUGCAAUGACGUUUCUCUUACGUCCGUUGUACGUCUUAUGCUACCUGGGGUGUGUUGGCCUGUGUAAUUUUUCUGACAGUAAAAUAGAAAUAUCUGGUAAUGAUGAACCAAAUAUUGUCUUCUCUCCAAUGAAUUAAAAAGAUGGAAAAAAAUGGAUCACUUCAACACCAAAUGAUCCCGAAUCAUGUCCUUCAUCAGCACUUGAGAAAUGUUGCGAAGAUUUUUACCCAAAUUUGUACAUAUUACUUCAAAUAUUUUGAGUACUUCCUGUAACAACAGCUGAAGAAGCAGAGCGCAGUUUUUCUUCCAAGGAGACUUAAGACCUGGCUCAGAAGCACUAUGGCAGAAAACUGCUCGAAUGGAUCAGCUCUAAUGCACAUAAAUUACGAGAGAGUCAUUGAUAAAAAAAUGGUUGUGACCAGAUUUGCUAAUGCUCAAGGCGCUUGGAGCUUAAUAACUAAAAACUAGUAAACUGAUCGCCCGCUUCGAAUCGAUGACGUCUCGGAUGGCGUCAUAGUUUUCGAUCACGACGACCCAUCUCUGCUCGUUGGUCGUAGUGGUCAUUUGUGAACGCGUGGCGCUAAAUUUAAAAUGGAUUCCAUACAAGUGUUCGAUGAAGAGCGAAAUGUAAUGUUCGAGAUUUAUGUGCCGGAGGAAUUAAAAAAACGGGCAGAAAGCGAAUUAGCGUUUGCGUCCCAAUCAGUGGCCGAAGCUUUGAAGGAGAGAUCGGAUGCAGCAGAGACAACAAUAGUGCCGGCGAACCCAACAGCAGGGUCAGCAACAGUGCCAGCGAACCCUGCAGCGGGUUCAGCAGAGAGAACAACUGUGCCGGCGAACCAAUCUGCUGUUCCUGCUGAUAUCGAGGAAAACGUGGAUGAUGUCUCUAUGUGUAGGUGGAAUACCCCGUGCACUCUUCUCCUGCUGGAAACUCACAAUAUAUUUGAGGACAAAUUUGUUAAUGGGAAAACUUCUCACAAAAGAGUAUGGGAGGAACUCGCCAUUAAAAUAAGAGAGAAGGGGUUUUUGGUGACAGGGCCUCAGUGCUCUUCGAAAUUGAGGAGCUUAAAAAAACGUAUAGGUCCAUCAAUGGAAUCAAUGGAAUGAUAGGAGACAAUGGCAGUUUCUAGAUGUAAGUAACCCUUUAUUGAUAUCGAUCCCGGAAUUGAAUAAGCAUACAAAUUUGAAUGAAUUAUGCAUUUUUCCAUAUAACAGAUGAAAUUUUUCAAAAGAAGGCUUGGGCUCAUCCAGUUUCGACUGCAUCCUCCUCCGGAAUUGUGGUUAGCCGAGAAACUGCUAUUGGGAAUUACACAUGCGCACAAAGUGAGUUGAAUAAUAUGAAAAGUGAAUCGAUAACAAAAUAUCACUUGUAUUGGUUUCAGGGUCUACAAAGCCUAACAUAAAUUCGCUGAUGGAGGGACGAAUGAAACAAAAGGAGGCUAAUGAAGCCAACAGAAAUAGGCGUCACAAGGAGAGGAUGCAGAUAAUAAAAAAAUUGAUGAGUGUUUUGGAAGAAAUAUCGAAAAAACUUGGUUGAAAAUAAAUGCUUUGAACAUA